AGAAGAAAGAGUGAGGGAAAAGGAGAAAAAAAGGAGAAAAAGCACACAACAGAAAAGGGGAGGACAUCGGUGCAAUUGCGUGAAAAUUGGUUGAAUUACAUUGAAGAAAAUAGUUGCAGAGAGGAAGAAACCAAGAUGAUAACGCCCUACUUCCUACAGAAUUUCUGGGGUGAAAAAAACAAUGGAUUUGAUGUUCUCUACCACAACAUGAAGCAUGGUCAAAUCUCCUCCAAGGAACUUACGGAGUUCAUCAGAGAAAGGGCUACCAUAGAAGAGGUCUAUGCCAGGUCAAUGACCAAACUUGCCAAGUCAGCUGGUAACUUCUCUCAGCUCGGGACGUUUGCCCCGGUGUGGGAUGUGUUUAAGACAUCCACAGAGAAGCUGGCCAGCUGCCACCUGGAGCUGGUGAGGAAGCUACAGGAGCUUAUCAAAGACGUGCAGAAGUACGUGGAUGACCAGGCCAAGGCCCACAAAAAGACCAAGGAGGAGGUGGCGUCCACGCUGGAAUCAGUCCAGACCAUACAGACCACCGGAGUAGCCUUACAGAAGUCCAAGGAGAAUUACAACGCCAAAACUGUGGAGCAGGAGAGACUCCGCAAGGAGGGAGCAACACAGAGAGAUGUGGACAAGGCUGGAGUGAAGGCCAAGAAAGCCACGGAAACCUACAAGGGCUUUGUGGAAAAAUAUGCCACAGCCAAGUCCGAGUUUGAACAGAAGAUGGCUGAAACUGCACAGAAGUUUCAGGACAUCGAGGAGAGCCACAUCGUCCACAUGAAGGAUAUAAUUCAGUCAUACACACAGUCUGUUGACGAGACACACGUUCAGAUCGGAGAGGUCCGUAUAGAGUUUGAGAGGAACAUGGAGAACACCUCUGUGGAGGGCUUGAUACAGAAACUGUCUGACAGUAAAGGAACGGGCAAAGAGAGACCAGGUCCUAUUGAGUUUGAAGAAUGCAACACUGCCAUCGCCACUGAAGGAGCCAAACCCAGAAAGAGGAAAACAUUUGCGAUCCGCCGGAAAGACAACAAGGACACAGACUCGACGGAGUCGACAGAAGUUGAACCUGCUAACAAUACCAAUGGAGUUCCUCCUGGAUACUAUGGCACCAUAGACUUCCAAAACGCUAAUGUCCCCACGGUUGAUGAAGAUGGCUUCUGCAUCAGACCGGAAGACCGCAACCAAAAUGAUGCCAAAGAGAACUCGUUCUAUUCGUCGAGUGACUCGGAGGACGAGGAUGAACCCAGGAAGUUCCGUGUGGAAAUCAAGCCGGUGGCGCCCAACAACAGGACGCAACAAAGCCGAGCCACCAUCGACCAACUCAAGGCCUCCAUUGGAAACAUCAGCCUAUCGCCACCAACCUCGGGUCAGAUGCGAAGGAACCAAUCCAGUGAUGAGUUGGGAAAGGCCAGGAUGUCAACAUAUUUCAAUGACAGUAGACCUGCUCUCAAUAAUGACCUUCUCUCACUGGAUCCGUUUGGCCCCGCCCACACCCUAAGAGGCUCCUCCCCCUCAGUGUCCUCAUCAACAGACAUCGACUCUCUUUUCCUCUCCAUACCUCUCUGUCCUCUCCACAUUAACGAGUCCCCUGCAUUUCUGCCAGGGGAGGCAGAUGAGGAGGUGUUACAGCAGGAGUUCUCCUCUCCCCCACUGGCAGACGGCCUGCAGCAGGCCAAAGGAGAGGUCACCCCUCUACCUUCCUCCACCACCACUACUACCACCACCACUACCACCACCACCUUCUCUCCAUGGAACUCACCAGCUGACCCCUUUCUGGCCCUGAAGCCCAUCCCAGCCCGGGCCCAGAGGACCCCCAUCACCCGGCAGGAUGAGCCCAUAGAACCAACCCCAGACCCAACCAGCGUGCCUCAGGGAGAGAACCAGUCUGCCUUUACCAGGUCCCAGAGCCAGUGGAUCGACGUCAACCACGACUUUGUGCCAGUCCGACGCCAGCAGAGCUGCUGUCCGGGUACAGGUCCGGUCAACCGCGACCGGACCCAGUCUAACCCUCCUACCGGCAGGCCUCAGUCUUGCCGGUCCAUCUGUUUCUUCUCUGAUGACCCUGCUGAUCCCUAUAAUAAGAUGGCGCUGAGCAGUGGGGUUGUGGAGGUCAGCACCUCCUCUGUCCCUGAGGUCUUUUCAGCACUGACAGUGGGGAUGGUGGCAGCAGCAGCAGUUAGCCAGGCACACAAUGUGCCUGCCCUGCCCAGACCCACUACCCCUCAAACUGGGGCCAUGGUGGCUCCUCCACGACCCUCUUCCAGACCCAAACUACCCACAGGAAAACUCACAGGAAUCAAUGAAAUUGUGCGGCCGUUCAGCCCGACCAAGACGUUGUCCAACGCCAGUCCUCCUCCGGCUGCUCCCCUGGCCCGGGCAGAGAGCUCCUCCUCCCUGUCCUCCACCGCCUCUCUCAGUGCCUCCAACACACCCACAGUGGGGCCUGAGCGUAUCUUCCGUCCCUCCCUCUCCUCUCCGGAACCAGAGUUCCUCCUUUCUCCCUGUCCUCUGUUUCUCCUCAGCCAAAAGGAUGAUGGUUUCAUCGGGAAGCUGCCCACCGUUGAGAAGUGCUGUGAAACGCCUGCAGGGACGUCUCGCGGUCCCAGCCCAGUGACCCUGGCGUCCCAGGAUGCCUUGCCCAUUGCGGUGGCCUUCACAGAGUCUGUUAAUGCCUACUUCAAAGGAGCUGAUCCCGCUAAGUGCAUAGUGAAGAUCACAGGUGACAUGACCCUGUCCUUCCCCAUGGGUAUUAUCAAGGUGUUCACCAGUAACCCCUCCCCUGCUAUGCUCACCUUCAAACUGAAGAACACCUCCAAGCUGGAGCAGAUCCUCCCCAACCAGACACUACUGUUCAGUGAUCCAUCGCAAAGUGAUGCUCAUACCAAGGACUUUUGGUUCAACAUGCAAGCUCUCACAUCGUACCUCAGGAAAGCCUCAGAACAGAACCCUGCUGCAUCCUACUACAACGUUGACAUCCUCAAAUACCAGGUGUCCUCUAAAGGAAUCGCAUCGACCCCUCUGAACCUGGCAGUGUACUGGAAGUGUGACCCCGCCACCACUGACCUGAGGCUGGACUACCACUACAACCCAGAGUCCAUGCUCUGUCCCGGCCCGCUCUCCAACGUACAGGUCCUAGUGCAUGUAGAUGGAGGGGUCACCAACAUGCAGUCCCUGCCUAAUGCUAUCUGGAACUCAGAGCUGAACAAGUCUCUCUGGAAGCUGAACGACAUCUCUGAGAAGUCUGAUAAUGAAGGCUCGGGGUCUCUGAGGGCUAAGUUUGAGCUCUCCGACGGCCCGUCCACCCCAACCACCCUGGCUGUGCAGUUUAUGAGUGAGGGGAGCACGCUGUCUGGGGUGGACAUAGAGCUGUUGGGAACCGGGUACAGACUGUCCCUCAACAAGAAGAGGUUUGCCACAGGUCGUUACAUGGCAGACUGUUGAGUAUGCAUACCGUCCUGGACCCCCAAGCACAACGACUUUAUUGAACAAUUAUUUUCAAUAUUUGAGUCCUUUUUGUCCUAUUUAUUAAAGGGGAGGUGAAGACUGGAGAGGUGCAGCAAAUACACCAGUUUUUUUGUGACUCAUCCAAACACUGCAUUAUGUCCCAAUGUACCUUGUCUGUCUCGAGCAGAGAUCUCCUCAGUACAGUAAGCGAGCAGAGAUCUCCUCAGUACAGUAAGCGAGCAGAGAUCUCCUCAGUACAGUAAGCGAGCAGAGAUCUCCUCAGUACAGUAAGCGAGCAGAGAUCUCCUCAGUACAGUAAGCGAGCAGAGAUCUCCUCAGUACAGUAAGCGAGCAGAGAUCUCCUCAGUACAGUAAGCGAGCAGAGAUCUCCUCAGUACAGUAAGCGAGCAGAGAUCUCCUCAGUACAGUAAAGCAGCGCUGAGUAAUGAACACUGUUUAAAAAGAAGAAGAAUGCAUGAAAUAAAAAAUUAAGUUGAGCUGUCAGGAAAUGGAAAUGUAGAGAUGUUGAGAAGUGUAAUGCUUUCUAAUCAAUUCAGACUUUUAUAAAGUCAGGACCGUAGUGUUUCGUUAUGUAACAAUGUAUGGAUUAUAUAUAAAUACAUAUUAUAUACAAAAAAAAUGUAGAAAUGAAUACAAUCUGCACUAACAAUCUAAAAAUAUAUAUUUGUUCUCUCCUUUGUAAAUUGUGUAUGUAUUCCACUGAAGCUCUUGUAGUAACAGAUUCUGGGUAAAACAGUGAGAAAAGAGAAGAAAGAGGAGAGGAAAUGCCACACUCCUCCCUCAUCCCGCUCUCCUUCUCUUCUCAAUUGCAAGUACGAUCACCAAGUAUUUUACUUUGUGAGACUCAAGUCAUGUUUUUUUCUGAUUGACCUUUAUUUCCUGGGUUAUUUUCAUUCUGAUCAUGUGCAAUGAAGAAAUUAAGGUAUAAGCUGUAUUUUUUUUUUUUUUAACUAAACAGAUUCUCUGAAAUGUUAUCAUGGCGCAACAUUAAUCGGUUGUCCUGUCGCUCCUGACAACUGGUAAUAACACAAGGUCAGCUCUCUUUCAAAAGCAAAAAGACAAAACUUAACUGACCUCAGUGCCUCUUUCUUUCUGUGGAUAAAUUCAUUGAAAACGUAGCUACUUUUCUCUAAGCCCUUUUGUAUGUUCAAACGGCACCGCUAACAAAAAGAAAAAGCACCAACCUUGUGCAAGUUGUUGUUUUAUAAUCUUGUUUUUGGAUGUUGAAGGGAAAAUGCGUCCAGUUUCUACACCAGUCAAUCCAAAAGGCAUCUGUCUUCCAGAAACUGCUGAUCCAGUGGACUCAGUCUCAGUUCUGUGUCUUUGCUAUGAUGUUGUCUUUUCUACUGGGGUAUUUUUUCUAUAUUUGAUCCGACAGUGAUCUUUGUUCCCAAACCGCUUUUGGUCUAUUUGAGAGCACUGGACAGCCUGCUAGCUGAGCAUCUUUAUCACAAUCUAGCCAAAUCAAUUCUAGAAAUGCCUUAAGAAAAUAUACCUUGUCAUCUUUUGAUAAUGGUAAUAAGAUGCUAUCUGGUUGUGAUAGGCUACAUUUCUGCCGUGUUUGCCUGUGAGGAGAGAGACGGACAACAGUUCUUGGUGCUGACUCGAUUUCAUACAGAGUGGUUCAUUCUUGCCUUAUAUACCAAUGGAGGACCAGUAUCCAGAAGGGCUACAUAUCCUAGAUGGAGAGAUGCAUACGCCUUAUGUAGCAGUUCUAUCAAUAUCACUAACGUGUGUUUUUGACAACCUUUUCCAAUGCCUUCUCCCCAAAACCACAGUUUGGAUUGUUUAGAUAAUGAUCACAGUACUGUAUUUUCAUUACAAACAUUGAUAUGGGCACACCAGUAACACUGUGAUUGUGGACUGUUAGUGUUCCAUGUAUGUGGCCAUCUGAACACUGUAUGCGUGUAAACUCCUGGCCCAUAUACACAAAGCGUCUCCGAGUAAUAGUGCUGAUCUAGGAUCUGGCCAUAUAAUACAAUCAAUUAUGAACUAAAAGAUAACUGAUCCUAUAUCUGCACUCUUACACUGAGACGCUUUGUGGAUAACGGACCCUGGUAUUUGGUACAGUUGAUACUGUUAACGUUCUCACUGCUUCUGAAAUGGCACCCUAUGCCCUGCAAUAUAUAGCGCAUUACUUUUGAUCAGUAGUAGUGCACUAUGGAAUAGGAUGCCUUUUCAGAGGCACUAUUUAUAGAUAUGGUUAAUCGCAUCGCUUACUAGUAAACGUGAUCUGACCAAACCUCAAUAUAUAACUUUUCAGCACAACAAAACACCUAGUCCAUGUGGCCAGUCUUCUAGAACUAUGACAGAACGCCUAGUUCAUGUGGCCAGUCUUCUAGAACUAUGACAGAACGCCUAGUCCAUGUGGCCAGUCUUCUAGAACUAUGACAGAACACCUAGUCCAUGUGGCCAGUCUUCUAGAACUGAGAGAACACCUAGUUCAUGUGGCCAGUCUUCUAGAACUAUGAGAGAACACCUAGUUCAUGUGGCCAGUCUUCUAGAACUAUGAGAAAGCACCUAGUCCAUGUGGCCAGUCUUCUAGAACUAUGAGAGAACACCUAGUCCAUGUGGCCAGUCUUCUAGAACUAUGAGAGAACACCUAGUUAAUGUGGCCAGUCUUCUAGAACUAUGAGAGAACACCUAGUCCAUGUGGCCAGUCUUCUAGAACUAUGAGAGAACACCUAGUCCAUAUGGCCAGUCUUCUAGAACUAUGAGAGAACACCUAGUCCACGUGGCCAGUCUUCUAGAACUAUGAGAGAACACCUAGUCCACGUGGCCAGUCUUCUAGAACUAUGAGAGAACACCUAGACCAUGUGGCCAGUAUUCUAGAACUAUGAGAGAACACCUAGUCCAUGUGGCCAGUCUUCUAGAACUAUGAGAGAACACCUAGUCCAUGUGGCCAGUCUUCUAGAACUAUGAGAGAACACCUAGUCCAUGUGGCCAGUCUUCUAGAACUAUGAGAGAACACCUAGUCCAUGUGGCCAGUCUUCUAGAACUAUGAGAGAACACCUAGUCCAUGUGGCCAGUCUUCUAGAACUAUGAGAGAACACCUAGUCCACGUGGCCAGUCUUCUAGAACUAUGAGAGAACACCUAGUCCACGUGGCCAGUCUUCUAGAACUAUGAGAGAACACCUAGUCCACGUGGCCAGUCUUCUAGAACUAUGAGAGAACACCUAGUCCACGUGGCCAGUCUUCUAGAACUAUGAGAAAUGUGAUUAUUGUUUAACAAUGUUGAUAGAGAUGUAUUUGUGAAGUCAAUGUCUAAAAUAGGAUUUGUUUUGUAUACAGUACAAUAAUUCAGAAUUAUGUCUUGUAAGGCAUGGAUUAAUCAUCACGGUUUGAAUGAUUGGUCCUUUAUGGAUGAUAUUUGUUUAAGAUACAGUUUAAGACUCCACCUUCAGUAGAAUUGUAGAGGCGAAUACUAACUUUCUUUGAAAUAAAUAAAUAAUAUUUUCCAGAACACUUUAUAUGGCCCAACCAAAUAAUGUGUGACUAUCCGAAUGGAGUUGGAGUUGACUAAACUAAAGCGUUAUCAUGGAAAACCAACGUAGCAUGUAAGGAACGUUUAAAGAGGGGAACAGCGUAUCAAAAUCAGAUAUUUUAUUUUUAUGGAGCUCUCCUUAAAAUAUCAUAUCAACAGCGCCGGCUACUCUCGAUCCACCCACUAAGAUCAGAGAAACCCCCAGUCAGAAACUGAAUAUAUAUGCAAAGUAUAUUUAGCGAGCUGGUUCUUGCUGUCUCUACAUAGCAUCCAGUGAUUUAUUUUUUGUCUUUCUUGGAGCUUGUCAUUAUGAUUUUUGUUUGUUUAUAUGUCUAUGUCAAAAGGAGAGUUUAGUUUAAUUUCUCAUAAAAUGUACAUUUUUACAAAUAUCUCAGCCACUUUUUUUUUCUGUUCACUUUAUGAUCGAUCUCAAUGUGCCUGUAUUAAAUGUAUAAUAUAUGAUUAUAUACCUAUAUAUAAAAAAUGACUACUUAAAAUGGUCUCCUGUAUGUUUUUCUGUCCAGUUUGUGUUUUCUUACUGUGUACCUGUGUGAAUCGUUUACAUUCUGGAUCCUAGAUUCUAGGAUCAUUGCUUCUAUUAAAUCAUGAUAUAAUAUAGUACUAUUGUCAAGGGGAGAUCAUUCAGAUAUCAUGAUCUUGUCUAAUAAUUUUCAGACAUGAACCCUAUGUCAACUAAAGUUCUUGGCUCCAUAUUUAGGCCACUAUGUACAAGAACGAUCUGUAAGGGACACAGUUGCCAGAAAUUGACGAUAGAGGUCAACUUCUGGGUCGGGAUUCUCGAGUUAGGCAUGAUUUUGUUUGGGGACUGCAACAAGCCCAAGCUCUGAAGGGAAACCCGAGUGUGCGUGCCGAGGCUGAGGAGACUUUGUUACAGUACUAUGAACCCUAUGUUACAGCAGUGCAGUUUUGCUUUAAUAACAAACCCAAGUGGAGAGUUUUACCUAUUGACCUCCCAGAGAUCUCAUUAAAUUCAACUGACUGGCUUUUGCCUCUACUCUCCUGGCUCGGCUUCAUUCAGCCCCACAGAGGUGUAUGCGAACUCCUUUAGAGUUAAGUCAACAAAUGACAGGUUAUGGUUAGGAUGACUAUAUUCUCUGAGUUGUGUCAUUUUUAGCAUAGGGGAAAGGACUUGGUGUGGAAUAAUUAGGAGAUCCUGGUAGACUCACUGCUCAUAUGAACGUUCCUGGCUGAGUUUGUUUUUCUUCAGGGAGGCUGCGUUGGCCUUCUGAGACUGACACAUCACAAUCAUUUAAUAUGAACACACUGGUACACCUUUAGCCUCAUUUAUACAGAUAAAAUGUGUUCAAUCUUGAGACAUAAUUGCGAUUGAAUAUUCAAUAUACUGGUACAGUGUGUACUGUAUGCAUUGCUUAAUUUUCCUCAAUGUCUGACCAUUUUGUUUAAUUAUGUUCCCAACGGCCACUGUCUGUACAGCACUGUCUUUAUUCGAGAUAUAUCAUUCUGAACAUUUCAUAACGAGGGCAUCGAAGCUAUUUCACACGUGAUGUAGUGUAUAACCAGUGGUGAGGGAGAGAAUGUGUCGCGGGAGACUAGACGAGAGCGUCAGGCUUUGAGGCUGAGGUAAUGGCGUGUGUGUGCUGGCACUACAUCUCCUUGUGCGUAUUUACACAGCCGGUCAUGCCUUAUGUCACAGCUACUCCACUUCCAGACCACCUUGCUAAUUGAAAUAAAGCUUCUCUGAGCCACCCUGUCAGUCCACAAGCACAUGUGAACCAUCAGUGUGUUCGCUUCCCUCUCUCUCCCUGUCCACCUCACUCAGACCUCUGGCUGUGGCGUGUGUGUAAUCUGGGCAUGGGCUCUGUGUGUGUGUGUGUGCACACAUUCAACAUCUUACUCUACUUUUUUGUGAAGCUGUGUGGCUAAUCCACUGACAGCAUUGAUCUGGAUGAUCAGAGGAUCUGGAGUUGAUUGAGAGGGUCUAAGAAGGUGGUGUUGGUUGAGAAAAUAUAUUUCAGUUAUAGAUUGAAAGACGAUAGUGUAUUCUUAGACUAUACUCAUGAAGGUCUGUGAAUCUGGUAUGGAUUAAGAGGGUCUGUGUCUAGUAUUUAAGGAUCUGUGUCUGGUAUACAUUGAGGUUCAGUGUAGUAAGUGUUCUGGACUUGUUUAGCACCCCCUAGAGGCAGUUUAAGUACAGCAGCUAGAAUUUACCUGUUUGUGUCAUGUGACAGGAAGCCGUUUCAGAGGUGAAGUAAUGUGUAAGAUUUGCAGGUGUGACAGAGUAGUUACAAUCCGUCAACAUAAGCUUUGUAAGAUGCAAUGUGUGUAAGUACAUUUGUUUAUUAACACAAGAUGAAUGUUUUUCACAUCAUUUUCAUGUUUCUGUAAAAGAUUAAGGAUUGAGUUGGCUGUUAGCACUGAAGCUAAUGCAAAGUAGCUAUUUCUCCCUAUGGACAACUAGCUUAGCAAUAUCAAGCAUACAGUUGCAUUCUAGUAACUUUAUUUGAUUUUUGACUCUAGAUUGAGUACUCUUAUUGCUCAUUUUGUACAUUUAUUGCAGUUAUUGUGGAAGACAUUCUGUGCUCUAUACUACUGUAACUGAAAACAUGUACUUUUGUGUUUGUUGCAGUUUCAGACUGUGAUUAAAGUAAACUUCCAAAACGGCA
Messenger RNA from Oncorhynchus nerka (sockeye salmon), 9591 nucleotides. RefSeq names its product F-BAR domain only protein 2-like. Gene Ontology annotation, biological process: clathrin coat assembly; clathrin-dependent endocytosis; synaptic vesicle endocytosis. Lineage: Eukaryota; Metazoa; Chordata; Actinopteri; Salmoniformes; Salmonidae. Gene Ontology annotation, cellular component: clathrin-coated pit; cytoplasm; clathrin-coated vesicle. The transcript is spliced from 29 exons. The coding region runs from base 136 to 3438 and encodes 1100 amino acids. The record is from RefSeq and is a predicted model, not a curated record.